CAGGCAUUGUCGAUUCCAUUUCGGCAAUACUUUGUUUUCCACCUGUUGAAAAUUCUCCCAGGAAAAAUCGUUGCGUUUGCCUUAUUCCAAUUUACAAGAAGUCUCUCUAGCAGUCUUGUAAAAAGGUUUACUAAAAAUAGAAGGCAGAGAGAUGUUUAUAGUUUGCUGGAUUUUCUGAAAUUUGCUCACGUGAUCCAACUACCGAAGUGUGAUUCAAUUUCGUUUAUUGACAGCUAAGGUUGUGAUUGUGAUUCAGGCUCCUUUGUUUAUCAAUAAAGUCCACUUGCCCGUUCUACUUUGAACAUGCGACAUUCCAUCAUUUGCGGAUUGAGUGUUGUGUUUAUUCUUUUAAAAUGUUCUGAUGGCCAGGAAGUAGAAGUUAGACAACCGGUGUGCAGAGAGAAAGAAAAAUGCCUGGCUUUACUGGACAUAGCCGAAGAUUUAGUCGCCAACACAAAAUCUCUCUGCUCUAAGUGUAAGUAUACUAAUGACGCAUCAAAGCAAUCAGAGUGCAACAGGAAAGAAAAAUCUUCCAUCUACAUGGAAUUUACAAGGAAGUUGCUGAGGGAAAUCAGAGAUAAUUUCCCAUCAUGUCAACCGGUGGAGUGCAGUAAGAGACCGAGGGAUUGUACUGAGGUCAUGGAAGCUGGAGACACCAAGAGCGGAACCUACGCCAUUUUCCCAAUGAGCAAGUAUACAGCUUCGAAACUAGUCAAUGCGUAUUGUGACAUGGACACCGAUGGCGGGGGUUGGACGGUGAUACAAAGAAGAGGAAAUUUUACUCCCCAACAUAAUUUUCAGCUGAAGUGGAAUGAAUACAAAACCGGUUUCGGAAACAUCGAGGGGGAAUUUUAUUUAGGAAAUGACAAUAUCUAUGCUUUGAGCAACCAAAGUCCAGUUGAACUUCGUAUCGAUAUGAUGGAUGCUAAGGGAAACCGUCGCUAUGCGACUUACAAAAAAUUUCGAAUUGAUGACGAAAAAAAUAAUUAUAAAUUGCACGUCGACGAGUACGAAGGCGAUGCUGGCGAUGGCAUGAAGCGUCACAAUGGAAAGGAGUUUUCAACCAUAGAUAAAGGAAAUACUGCUGCCGUAGCUGCUAUUAAUGGACCCUGGUGGAUCGCUGAUUGGGCUGAUGCUCAUUUGAAUGGAAAGUACGAACCUGGGAUAGACGAUUUUCAAAACAUCCAUUGGCAUGUUUGGCUCGAAAACGUGGGCUUGGCGUUCGUUGAGAUGAAAGUGAGGGAAGUGUAGAAACAGAAACAAGCUGGAAGAUGGCAUAAAUCAUGCUUGUUUGAGAAUUUAUCUUCAGAGUCCAGUAAAAAGUAUAAGAUGAAUAAGGUGGACAACAUAUUGUAAAUAUUCAAUAUUUUUUUUUUUGAUUAAAGAAACAUUAAGUGAUUGAA
Messenger RNA from Argiope bruennichi, 1403 nucleotides. RefSeq names its product techylectin-like protein. The record is from RefSeq and is a predicted model, not a curated record. Lineage: Eukaryota; Metazoa; Arthropoda; Arachnida; Araneae; Araneidae. The transcript has 7 exons. The coding region runs from base 304 to 1251 and encodes 315 amino acids.